Cydia pomonella (codling moth) is the source of this 1960-nucleotide messenger RNA. Its product is annotated as facilitated trehalose transporter Tret1-like. Gene Ontology annotation, cellular component: membrane. The record is from RefSeq and is a predicted model, not a curated record. The transcript has 7 exons. Gene Ontology annotation, biological process: transmembrane transport. NCBI's taxonomy places the organism in Eukaryota, Metazoa, Arthropoda, Insecta, Lepidoptera, Tortricidae. Gene Ontology annotation, molecular function: transmembrane transporter activity. The coding region runs from base 497 to 1888 and encodes 463 amino acids.
AACUUGAACCAUUCCCAAAACGAUCAUGAACGUUAAAAGCAUCGUCGGUAUCCAAGUACGCUAGUUGCUAGGUCUUCUAUACAUAGUAUACAUACGUAUUUAAAAGUUAAAACUUUCUUCUUUCAUGAGCAUACUGCAAUAAUGCAACUGAAUAAGUAACGAUAGGACAGAUUGGCUAGAAAUAAGCAUACAUUCGUACAUGAAAAAACAGUAAUAAGUAAAAGUACAAUGCCAAAUAAUAUUCAGAUGUUGCAUUUAGCAACCCUGAAACUAGAAAAGCUUGAUAUAAUGCGAAAAAAACACGUGGAGCACGACAUUAUAAAAGGUGUGAAACACUAAAUAAUAGUUAUAGUAAAUAUAGUUAUAGUAAUACUAAGUAAAAGAGUAUGUCCUGGCUAAGUAACUGAUUGACUGACCAACGAAACAAAAAUAAACCGCUGUAUUAAUAAUUUAGUAUUUAUAGUGUCACGUAAAAAAUCAUAACAAAUAGUGGAAAAUGGAAUUCAAAAUGAAACCACAACCUGAAGAGAGGAAAGGACACACAUACGUCCAAUGGAUUGUGGCAAUCAUCGCAAACUCCUCGCUUUUAACCUACGGUUUGCAAGCCGGAUGGAUCUCGCCCAUGACAAAAGUGCUGCAGUCUAAUGCCUCACCAGCGGGUCCGCUAUCUGACUAUAGUAUGGGUAUAGUGGCCAGCCUCAUGCCCAUUAGUGCCCUGAUAGGGGUACCGAUGUACGCCUACAUAGCUGACAAGUAUGGUAGGAAAGCGGGGAUAAUGUGUGUCACAGUUCCACACGCGAUAUCCUGGUUACUCAAACUAUGUUGUCCAAACACUAUCACUCUCAUCAUAGCACGGGUAUGCAGCGGUAUAGCGGCUGGGGGUUGCUUCAACGUCAUCCCCAUGUACACCAAAGAAAUUAGCCAGGACAACAUAAGAGGACUUUUAGGCUCUCUUUUGAUAUACUUUCAUAACCUGGGGAUAUUCCUCAUGUAUGUCUUGGGAGCUUAUUUAGACUAUUAUACCGUUUUGUACAUAGUAGUUGGAGGUCCGUUCCUAUCGUGUUUAUUGAUAAUGAUGUGUCCUGAAUCUCCUGGGUUCCUGGUUAAGAUCGGGAAAUUUGACGAUGCAGUGAAGGUGAUAGCAAGCCUACGAGGUCUCAACCAUAACGACAGUUCCGUCCAGAAAGAGGUGGACUCAAUGCGGAAGGAAGAGGAAUAUUACAAGACAUUACCAUCAUUGUCUAUGAUGGUUAUAAUGAAGAACCGCGCUUGGCGCAAGGGCUACAUCAUCGCAAUGCUGAUGGUAUCAGUUCAGACUUUUAGCGGUAACUUCGCUGUGGUGACAUACGGAUCCACAAUCCUGGGGGCUGCGGGGGCGCAGUUGGACGCUGAGCUACUUUCCAUCAGUUUCCCGGCCAUCAUGAUGAUCGGGUCCACUGUGUCUAUUAUAGUCAUGGAGAGAAUUGGCAGACGGGUGAUUCUGGGCUCCUCGUUCACCGUGGCCGUUUGCUCACAAGUCUGUCUGGCGACGGUACUGCUGCUACAGCACCUUGGCUUCAGCGCGUCGGCCUGGGUACCGCUGCUGGCUAUCGUCGCUUCGAUGUUCGUGUACGCAUUUGGCGUGCUGCCCGUCCCUUAUAUCUUUAUGACGGAGUUGUUUAAUAUUCAGAUUAGAGGCAAACUUCUAAGUAUGGUCACGGCCCAAUCGUGGCUCCUGACUUUCAUCCAGCUGGCCGCCUUUGCCCCGCUCACGAAUGCCUGUGGCAUGUACACUACAUUCUACAUCUUUGCGGCUGUCAACCUCUUCGGUGCUGCUUUAGUCCUGGUAUCGAUGCCAGAAACAAGAGGAAGGAGUGGAGAGGAAAUUGAAGAAAUGCUAAAUAAAUAAUUUGUAAUUUUGUACAGACGAAUGGUUUUUAUGUGUAAAUAUAUUAUAAUAAAUAUGAAUAAAAGCCCUUUA